AUGCUCUUAUUAGACUGCGGAUGUGAAUAUGACGAUCAGAACUCCCUUGGUCGCAGUCCCUUACACAUAGCAUGCAGUGAGAACCAACCAGAGGCAGUAGAAGCUUUACUGAGACAUGGCGCAAGUGUGAAUGUUAUUGACAAAGAGGGAGUCACACCUCUCAUGGUUGCCGCAAAGAUAGGCAGUGCCCCGGUGGUUGAAUCCCUUCUAGACAAUGGUGCAGAUGUCAACCCUGUUGAUUCCAGUAAAUGGUCGGCUGCUGACUAUGCUCGCUUCACAAACCACAACCAGCUACACCAACGUUUGAAAAGCCUGAUGCGUGAUGGAGGGAACAGCAGUUUGAUUCCCCAAGGUUUGCUGAAUAUAAGUGAUGAGGUAAGCACUGAAGAAGAAGGGGCUGUGGGACUAACAAGAGAUAGAGACAUGGAUGAAGAUGGAGGUGAUUCUUGGAGUGAUAACAGUGAUGUUGCAUCUAUUAAGGAGAAGCCAAAAAUUAACUUGACCAAGUUUUUACCAUCGUCUGAUGAUUCUGGAGAUAACAUUUUUUCCAGCACUCCAGAACCAGGGAGUCUUAUUGGACCUCCAAAGCCUCCUCGCCUUCAUGCUAGUGUAUCUAGUGUAGCUUCAGAACCAGCAAAUGAAAAUGAUGUAGAGACUACCAGCAAUAAGGAGGAGGUACUAGUGCAGAUGAUUCUUGGAAAUCAUCCUCCGAGGAAAUGA
Molecule: messenger RNA, 720 nt
Organism: Penaeus vannamei (Pacific white shrimp)
Lineage: Eukaryota; Metazoa; Arthropoda; Malacostraca; Decapoda; Penaeidae
Source: RefSeq, a predicted model, not a curated record